UUAUAAAAAUGUAUCUCAUGCUGUUUGAACCCUCGCAGUGGUGUCACCAUAUCUGAGCACUCAGCCCAGUCCAUUAGUAGUAUUUUGUGUCCCAUUAGAGAGCGAAUGUGUCACACCUGCAGAGAGGGGAUUAUAAUCCUGUGACAGCAGCCGUGUUCGACACCUAUAAAAUCCCCCUCUGGCUAAUGCACCACAUGCUAACAAGGCAAAUACAGAGGUGAGUCAGUCUCCAAUGAAGUUUCUUCAAUGUCCAUUAAGACAGAAUUACUCUUAUUAAUUGCUGUGCAGGGUGCUGUUUACCAGUGUCGCUUUAUGACCUCUGAUCUGUGAAUGAGGAGUCUGUGACAUGAUUGUUUUUUUUUUUUUUGUUUUUAUUGCAAAAAAAAAAAAAAACCUGGCUUCUUCUGCAGCUCCAAUGGAAGCAAACAGCAGAGUUUUGGUGCAGGUGUUGUUGUUGGCGCUGGUGGUUCAGGUCUCUCUGUCCCAGCACUGGUCGUAUGGAUGGCUACCAGGUGGAAAGAGGAGUGUGGGAGAGCUCGAGGCGACCAUCAGGAUGAUGGGCACAGGAGGAGUAGUGUCUCUUCCCGAAGAGGCGAGUGCCCAAACCCAAGAGAGACUUAGACCAUACAAUGUAAUUGAUGAUGAAUCCAGUCACUUUGAUCAGAAAAAGAGGUUUUGGGGUGACUGAAAGAAGACAAACAGAGACUUGUCAACACUAGAGGUGGACAGCCUCACUCCAGGACGCUGGCUUCAACAAAUCAUCAUUUAUUACACUGAUUUCAAUUACAUGUCUUUAAUGGUUUAACUAUUGCUAAAUUGUAAUAAACUUUUCACUCCUGAUAAGCUUCAAAUGUUUCAGUUUUUUUUUUUUUUUAAACCCUGCAGAUUUGGUUAUUAGAGCAGAAAAUAUUCUAUUUCAGUCUAAAAUGGUCUAUAAAAUAGCCUUUAAUAGAUUUAAUUGCCUUUGUAAAGCAGCCACGACC
Molecule: messenger RNA, 983 nt
Organism: Salarias fasciatus (jewelled blenny)
Lineage: Eukaryota; Metazoa; Chordata; Actinopteri; Blenniiformes; Blenniidae
Gene: gnrh3
Product: gonadotropin-releasing hormone 3
Exons: 3
Coding region: 347-688 (113 amino acids)
Biological process (GO): multicellular organism development; reproductive process
Cellular component (GO): extracellular region
Molecular function (GO): gonadotropin hormone-releasing hormone activity; gonadotropin-releasing hormone receptor binding
Source: RefSeq, a predicted model, not a curated record